AUGUCCUCUACCCAUACUGCCGACCCUACGACACUCGGCUGGGCCUGUCACAUCCAUCCGAAUGGCUGGAAAUAUUUCCGCAAAGAUAAUCUGGUCACCGACGUCGAUGUUGCGGAGUUACAUGAAGUGGAGAACUAUGCGAGUAUCUUCCAGAGCGCUCUGGGCGAGGACAAGUAUGAGAUAUCCGUCAGUAAAUCCGAUGAAGAUGAAGCCUUGAAGACUCUCCUCGUCAAUCACGAAAUGCGCUGUGCGUCUGAACAGAAGGAAGACAUCAUGUCUGCUGACGGAAACGCCGAGUGUUACGACCGUCGUAUAGCGUAUUGGGAAUUCAUGUGCCGAUAUCCUUCACAUCGGCCCCUUCCUCCCCAUGCAUUGUCCGUCGCGCGCCAGCUUCUGGAUUGCUACAUUAUGGAUGCUCUAAGACGAAGAUCAGAGUCCCAUGCUCCGUUCUCUUUGGAGCAGUCGAGAGAACUAUUGGAAUAUUUACAGAAAAGCGAUGGCAUGCAGGAUGAACGAUCACGAAUGCCGAGAGGCUCUGCCUCUUCCUUCGACAUCCCGUCAAAGUCGGCCUCUUUGACCGCUUUGGUAUCAUGGAUUAUGCUUACUUCAGCUCGGCAUGGCGAUUUACACAAGUAUGGCCAGCGAUCUGCGCAUGGCUUCCCGUCGCAGCGGAGGAAGAGAGACCAUCCCAGCUAUUUGAUCUUCUCUAUGCUUUGCUUCGGCGCUCCAAGAAGUCAUUUGCAUCGCGCAAAUUUUGCCUUAACGACUAUGAAGCUGCAGGGCAGGGUCGAUGCUUGGGCUGAGUACCUUGACCUAUUGAACGGGGAGCUUCAGAUCUCAGUGCUCGUGGCUACAGUGGUGCUGACGGCCGCGGUAUCGUUCCUCGCAGUCCCGGGGAUGGUCGGCUUAACUCUCGUCAUUACCUUACUGACCGUUGCUUUCACAUUGGGGAGCAUAAUGACCGGAAUCUACUUACAGUGGCAAACAGGCAAGAUCAAGUUUGGAAGCAUUACAGCCUCGAGGGCGGCACUGCUUUCCGUGUUCUUCAGCAUCCCCUUUGCCCUCCUGACAUGGGCUAUGAUUCUCUUCACUGCGGCCGUCCUGCUGUACUCCUUCUUCGGUAUCCAGAUGAUACCUGAUCAGCCUUCCCAGCGAUUCGACCGAGCAACAUACAUAUCGGUUUUCACCUCCAGCUUCCUCUUUAUCUGCAUCAUAAGCGUUACCGUUGUCUUCUUUCGGCAUCUCCGGUAUACGCACCGUCGUGGUCCGGGCCGGGAUUGA
Messenger RNA from Gloeophyllum trabeum ATCC 11539, 1281 nucleotides. RefSeq lists its product as uncharacterized. The record is from RefSeq and is a predicted model, not a curated record. The coding region runs from base 1 to 1281 and encodes 426 amino acids. Lineage: Eukaryota; Fungi; Basidiomycota; Agaricomycetes; Gloeophyllales; Gloeophyllaceae. The transcript has 7 exons.